CCAUGACAUAACGUCCUAAUCUGUAAUAAAUAAUACACAGUAACUAUAGAAGCUUUGGUCAAAGCGGUUUCGUAAUUUCUACGCGAAUUGCUCGAAAUUUGAUCGCGCGAUACCACCACCAGCACGGCAGCGCCACUAGCAGCAGCAGUUGAGGUAGGGAAAACCAAUGGGGAAGAAGAGCAAAGGUUCGGAUCAUCCAUGCUUGCAGAAGUACGGCGUCCCAUUCUUCGGAGCUGCCUUUGUUCCUUACAAGGAAGUCAGAUCCAAGCUCUCCAAUCUUCAAGAGGAUCACCGUGAUUCCUCUACCGAUGAGAUUUCCGACGAUAAAUCAGCCGCUGUGUCGGGUACGUCCGAUCACGGAAACUACGUCGUUUUGGCAGGUGGAGGUGGCGAAGGUCACAGCGGGAUCCCUAACUCCAUUAUCCUCGCGAGGUUCGACUUCGAUUCAAAUUCUCUCUCGGCACAGCCGGUGGCUAAGCUUGGACUUGGUUCGGAUUGUCCAUAUAGAAUGGUUGUUCACCCAGGUGGAGAUGGUAUUAUUUGCGCAUUGUCAAAAAGUUGCAGAUUGAUUGAGUGGGAUGAGGUCAAGAGUGCUGAAGACCACAAACUUGUGUUGAAAGCAUCAGAUAAAGUGCUCACCCCGCUAGAAGACAUUAAGCAGCAGUUAGCAUUGGCGUUUAACGCUGAGGGUUCUAUACUUGCUGUUGGUGGAGAGGAUGGAAAUUUAAGGGUUUUUAAGUGGCCUGGUAUGGAAGUUCUUCUCCAUGAUGCUCAAGCUCAUUCUUCUGUGAAGGACUUGUCUUUCAGCCCUGAUGGAAAAUUUCUCAUCUCCUUGGGAAGGGGUGGCCCUGGUAGAGUUUGGGAUGUAUCGUCAUCGACAGUAGUGGCUUCUCUACAAAAGGAAAAUGAUGAAGUCUUUGCCUUUUGCAGAUUUUCACAGAGCGAUGGUGGGCAUCAUGUUCUAUACACUGCUGGAGUAAAAGGACAACGUGGAAGUAUUGUCUCUUGGAACACAACAUCAUGGAAGAGAAUGGGCUCCAAACAAGUCGUUCGCGAUCCCAUAUCCUCCUUCAAUGUUUCAUCUGACGGAAAGCUCCUUUCAGUUGGAACAAUUGAAGGAGACAUCUUGGUAAUAAAUUCAAGGAACAUGCAAGUUCAAAAUCUAAUUCGAAAAGCGCAUCUUGGAAUGGUUACGACAUUAGCAUUUACUAAUGAUUCAAGGGCUUUGGUGUCUGCAUCUAUGGAUUCAAGUGCAAGAGUAACGGUGAUUGAGGAAAAGAAAAGCGGAGGUCUAAGCAUGUGGGUCAUCAUGUUCAUUUUAUUUGCAAUAGCUGUGUAUUUCCUGAAGCAAGAAGGAAUCCUUCCUCAGCUGUUAGAGAAGACUGGCUGCACUAUACAAAUGUGAAUAUCUUGGCCUUUGUAUGUUCCAAGAGGACCAAGACAGUUACAUGAACAACGAUAAGACAAAUGAGAAGAUAAUACUUGGAAGUUAAGGAUACUUUUUGAUCGAACAUGGUUACAUUGUUUUUGUGCUGGACUGCGCUUAGCUGAUGAAGACAGCUCAAUUUACCCAUGACUAAGGGGGCGCAUAUCUGGACUCUGGGCCUGGCGUGUAUUGGUACAGUCGAAUAAAUUAUUGGAUGAGAGACGUUAAGCUAGAGGUGUAAAGUGGGCCGGCCCAGCCCGAUAUGGCCCAAACUCUUCGUGGGCUGGGUAGGCCCGUGAACCUCAAAUCCUUAGGCCCGGCAUGUUGGGGCCCAAGGGCUUGGCCUGCGGGGCCCAGCCUUUUUUAUAAACAUUUGAGAUAAUUGUGUUAGGCAAGUGUCAGUCCCCCUGACCUCAUCUAAUCAAUUAUUAGAUGAGAGAGUUUCGGCUA
Messenger RNA from Tripterygium wilfordii, 1876 nucleotides. Its product is annotated as SEC12-like protein 2. Gene Ontology annotation, cellular component: endoplasmic reticulum membrane. The transcript has 10 exons. The coding region runs from base 167 to 1405 and encodes 412 amino acids. NCBI's taxonomy places the organism in Eukaryota, Viridiplantae, Streptophyta, Magnoliopsida, Celastrales, Celastraceae. Gene Ontology annotation, molecular function: protein binding; GTPase activator activity; guanyl-nucleotide exchange factor activity. Gene Ontology annotation, biological process: protein secretion. The record is from RefSeq and is a predicted model, not a curated record.